AUGCAUUUGGUAACAGCUGAGACACUGUGCUUGUUUUGUACUGAUGCAGUUUUACCCAGUGACUGUAACGUCAUAACAAAAUGUGGACCACAUGAGAGAUGUUAUGUUAACAGUUACGUCACUUCAAUUGGAACAAUCAGAUAUAAUCUGGGAUGUAAAGACUCGCAGAAAUGCGACAACACAAUUUUAGUUGGCAGACGAGAGGAACCAUCUGGUCAAAAUACAUUACUAUCACGUGACAAUUCCCCACAUUCACUGGGCGAUGACGUCAAAAGAGCGACUGGGACUUUGAUAUGCGGGGAAUGUUGCGUAGGAGAGUUAUGCAACAGUGCUGGGUGUGGGAACACUGGAUUCCCAGCUCAAAGAGGCCCAAUUUGCUACAGUUGUCAGGAGCAAAACGGUACGAACGAUUGCAAUAAAUUAGCCGUGUGUGGUCGAGAUGAGGUCUGCAUGCUAGUUGCAACUCAAAACCCAAUGACGCAUGCGCACAGGUAUCAGACAAAAUGUGAAGGGAAACAGAGAUGUGAAGACGAAAUGGGCCGGCGUCAGACGCCAUCGUUAUCUAUAUUUGGAAGGAAACGGGCGUCAAAUACAGGUAUCAACUGCGAAGUUGAGUGUUGCAGCGAAGAUUUAUGCAAUACAAAAUGCACCCCGCGAGAUACGUCCGUCUGUACUGGAUUUGGCGCUUUGCACAUACAGUCUCUUGAUCAAUAUCUUACAAAGAACUCAACCUAUAGGUUUCCGAUCGUGUUACCUGGAAAUUUCGGAGACUAUAUUUUGUAUAAAAGUACAGCUCGAAAAUUUCAGCCUGGGUUACAGAGGAUUUACCAUACACUUAGCUGGAUCAACGACUAUGGCUAG
Ruditapes philippinarum (Manila clam) is the source of this 861-nucleotide messenger RNA. RefSeq lists its product as uncharacterized. Lineage: Eukaryota; Metazoa; Mollusca; Bivalvia; Venerida; Veneridae. The transcript is spliced from 11 exons. The coding region runs from base 1 to 861 and encodes 286 amino acids. The record is from RefSeq and is a predicted model, not a curated record.